Messenger RNA from Verticillium dahliae VdLs.17, 2106 nucleotides. RefSeq lists its product as uncharacterized. Lineage: Eukaryota; Fungi; Ascomycota; Sordariomycetes; Glomerellales; Plectosphaerellaceae. The transcript is spliced from 2 exons. The record is from RefSeq and is a predicted model, not a curated record. The coding region runs from base 1 to 2106 and encodes 701 amino acids.
AUGGCAACCACGUGCCGAACAGCCUGUUGCUUUCCUAGCCCCCCGUUCCUCGACCAACGCGUCCAGACGUUCAUCCUCACUUCCGCCUUUCCACAACAGUCGCGACUCGACAACACAACAACUUGGCCAACGGAUGGCUCGUCGCGAUCUUCCAACGAGGCUCCCUUGCCCACAUCGACAACAGAACUACGGGACACCGACGGUAUGCUGCCCGGGACUUUGGCGAUUCCCCAUCGUCCACCCACGGCGUCGCCGUUGUCGCCGCCCCUACCGCUGCCGCCACCACCACCACCACGACCUUCUCGACCGAAACAACAGACAAGCAAUGAUGUGCCCAAUUCAAAGCCAAAUCUACCCAACAUUUCCCUUUCUCGACCCUUGCUGCCUACCUCGCACCCCCAAAACGAGCCACUCCUCGAUAGGAGACGCCUUGGGCUGCCAGCUGAGCAGCUGGCCCCCCUGCCCUGGCGACUAGACCAGCACGAUGAGCUGCAUGAACGUGGCGCUCGUCGUUCUUCCAUGCUCACGACACUGACGCCCCCUUUGCCCUUGCAGGCAGAGUAUUCCGAAGAACACGACGAUCUCACCGAUGCCGACUCAACAGAACGCGAAAGCGAUCACGACCAUGCCUUUCCACCACUGCCACCAACCGCAGGAACGCCCGCCGCCAUCAUGCGGAAAAGGAAAGACAUCACAGCCAAAAUACGCCAUCACAUGGCACGCUUUACACAAAACGAUUCAAUAUCAAGUCCCCACAUAGCUGAAUCUGAGGCGAAUUAUGAGCACUACUCCGAUGUUGAGAUACAAAGAUUGUGGACGCUUUUGAAACAGAAGCGACAGCAAGCCGAGCGAUCGCGAGUGUCAAUGGCUGGCAACAGGAAACAGUUGAGAGACCUUCGUCGACGCAAAGACGAGGCUGAUAAUGCGUUCAUGGACCUUGCCCGUAGACUGAUUGCCAGCAGUCAGCGGGCCGAACUUGUUGCCUCAUCUACGCCACUUCAGAUUCGCUUCCAGGAAAUGCAACUUCUCCGGACGGACUAUCACACCAAGGAAACCGAGUACGAGGGCCUCGAGGUGGAUUUAGACCAGCUGGAGGAAGAUAGCAACCGGCUCGAGAUUCGUUUUUUCAGAACGCUGGCUAUGGCCGACAUCACAACUGACAACACAAAGGAACAUGAUGUGCAAGCAAAAGCUGAAGCCCAAGAAUCAGCGGGUAUGCGUUCCAUGUUGAUGGGCAUUUUGCCGGAUCGCCCUUCGGUCGAGCCUUCGGUCGAGGUUCACCCACUGUGGAGCGACCUGUCGGAUGCCAUUGCCGAGAUGAACAUUGCCCAAGAAGAAGUGGACGAUAUUCUCUCAUAUCGGGAAGAGCUCACGUACAAUUUGGGUCUGAAGGAGCGCACGAAUCGUACGGUCAGUGCCACAGAACUCGAACGCCUGCGCAACUUUCGAGCGGACGAACCAGUGCAGCUGGCACGUCUAGAAGAGGCGACCACCCGAGUUCGCGAGCUUUACAAGCGUUGCAUGGCGGAAGCAGCACCUCAUGAAGAUCCACCCUACCAUAUAGCCUUUGCACUUGGUCUACCAACGGACGACGAAAUCAUCCUAGAUGAUUCUACAUCCGACACGGAGGAGACCUUUUUCUACCGUCGUCAUCCCGCGCUACUAUCUCAACCUCACCAUCUCCUUAGGCGCGAGCCUUUGACCGUAUUGUCCAACUUGAAGCAGGUUGCCAAGUCGCACAUGAAUACUGUUGACAGGGGAGAUCAGAUGCGUGCCGCAUUCAAAGAGUACGAAAUAUCUUGUAUACUCCGUGAUACUAAGGCGAUGAACAAGACCGACUAUAUCAAUCGCUGGCUCCUUCAAUAUCUCCGCAUCUCACCGCUGCAGGUGGAGAUUCUCGCCACUAUCUUUACAAAUAGCACACACCUCAAGAUUGUAGACACAAAGCGCUGGGAGCUGGAUGUUCUAUUCCAGUGGUGGAAGGACGAGGCAGCUAUCCGAUCUGUGGAAUCGAUUUCGAAGUCUGCGUUGACCGCUACGGUUGACAGUUCAGCGCAUCCCCCAAAUGAUGGGUUCUCAUUCCUUGCCUGGGAGCGGGCGAUGUGA